GAUACCGAUCCGUUUCCCACCACCGCUGCCAAUCGACCGAUUUCCCUCGCCUCCUCAGUCACCGACGAUGUCCCAAGUCAACCAGAACCGGUGCCGGCAUCACCGCCACCUGCCUCGCGCGCAUCAGCUUCUCGACGUGGACUUGGAGGAGCGUUCGGAAGACAGAGUACAGGAUCGCGGCCAGCCUCCGCCGCGACGCAUGUUCCAAUCGCAGCGACCAACUUCUUCCGGCCAAUGUCACCGCAGAAAUUACAAGCGCAACGAGGACAGAAUACCACACUCGCGGGAUCGAGAGGGCAGAUUGUGAUCCAGUCGAAUGCGAAUCAUGAGAACGAGACGAUUGAAUCGAGGACGGAGUCGCGGGCUGGGCGCGCGUAUAGUGAUGCUUCGGUGCAUACGUUGAAGCGGGAUGCGAAUCGACAGUCAGCGCAGAUCACAAUGCCCGGUAGUCGUGGAGGAUAUUCAGUCACAUCGAGUGAAGGGAAUUUCGUGCCGCAGGGAGAUGGGAGUGUGGUCAGCACGACUCCACUGCAGUUGAGGACGCAAACGCAGGAGAGCCACAGGAUGGAGCAGAUUGAUGGGACACCCGUCUCUGCAACGGGGCGAUCAUUUGGUCUGGCAUCGAGACAUUCCAGUCGACGAGAUGCAUCACAUCAGAAACAGGCUCAACCAGACCUCUCCUCCGGCUCGACACUACCCACAGAGAAGAAUCUCCCCUCGCUUCCAUCAUCUCCCAAACAGAACCUCGGAAAAAACUACCAAUACUACGCCGGCAACAUGCUCUUCUUCUGCCGCGGCCGCCUCCUGAACACUCGCGCCACACCUCUCAACCUUUUGACCUUCUUCCUUGCAGUCCUCCCUGCAGGUCUCUUCUUCGGCUUCAGUGCGCCUUACCUCUGGAACAACGUCUCCCCAGCGAUACCCAUCAUCUUCGCUUACGUCUUCCUGAUAACCCUCUCCUCCUUCCUCCACGCCGCCUUCUCCGACCCCGGCAUCCUCCCCCGAAACCUCCACCCCCUCCCUCCAAACCCCGCCGAAGAACGGGAUGCCCUCGCCAUUGGCCCGCCCACGACCGAAUGGGUCAUGGUCAAAACCUUCACCCAAAAACGCAAGACCUCCUCCGCCGCCGAACAAGGCGACCAAGCGGGAGUAGGAGCCGGCACGACCGCCAUGGAAGUUCCCACCAAGUUCUGCAAAUCCUGCACCAUCUGGCGGCCUCCCCGCGCCCACCACUGCCGCGUCUGCGACGCCUGCGUCGAAACACAAGACCACCAUUGCGUCUGGCUGAACAACUGCGUCGGCCGCCGCAACUACCGCUACUUCUUCGCCUUUGUCGGUUUCGGCUCCCUCAUGGCCGUGCUCCUCCUGGCCUUCUCAGUUGUCCACAUCGCGCAGUACGCCGCCCAAAACGACAGCUCUUUCGGCAGUGCUCUCAGUGGAAGGACGCAAGAAAGAAUGGCGUUCUUCCUACUGAUAUACUCCAUCGUCGCCCUCCCUUACCCUGGCUCGCUAUUCGUCUAUCACCUCUUCCUCGUCGCGCGAGGUGAGACUACACGCGAAUACCUCAACGGGCAUAAAUUUGCUCUCGCGGACAGGCAUCGUCCUUUCAGUCAAGCGAGUAUCCUCCGCAACUGGGCCGCCGUGCUGGGCCGACCACGUCCACCAUCUUACAUGUCUUUCAAGCGCGCAUACCAAGAAGGCGACCUUCGACUCGGGCACACAGUCAACGCGAAAGACCGAAAAGUGCUCGCGAGGAGGGAGCAGAAGGACCAGCAGGGACGGGUAAAAGGCUUGACGCAGAGGUUU
This is a messenger RNA of Zymoseptoria tritici IPO323, 1806 nucleotides long. RefSeq lists its product as uncharacterized. Gene Ontology annotation, cellular component: endoplasmic reticulum; Golgi apparatus. The transcript has a single exon. The record is from RefSeq and is a predicted model, not a curated record. Lineage: Eukaryota; Fungi; Ascomycota; Dothideomycetes; Mycosphaerellales; Mycosphaerellaceae. The annotation marks the transcript as partial. Gene Ontology annotation, molecular function: protein-cysteine S-palmitoyltransferase activity. Gene Ontology annotation, biological process: protein targeting to membrane; peptidyl-L-cysteine S-palmitoylation.